Messenger RNA from Aspergillus steynii IBT 23096, 1363 nucleotides. RefSeq names its product mitochondrial 54S ribosomal mL50 protein. Lineage: Eukaryota; Fungi; Ascomycota; Eurotiomycetes; Eurotiales; Aspergillaceae. Gene Ontology annotation, cellular component: mitochondrion. The transcript is spliced from 3 exons. Bases 29 to 1204 code for a protein of 391 amino acids. The record is from RefSeq and is a predicted model, not a curated record.
CCUCAACAAUCGGUCCAACACCGCCGCCAUGCGUGCAUCAUUGCGCUUGUUGAAUUUGGAGGUCUCAUCCCUCCAGGGCUCUCGGACUCGUUAUGUCUGCUCCGUCUGCAGACACGAAGCCCUCCCUCGUCCGUUGAUCGCCCGUCAAUUCCUGCGCAAUGCGUCGUCCGACAACGCCCCCCUCACCGAGCGAGUGCGCCGAAAGCUCUGGGGCACGGAAAACCCGCCCGGUUUGAAAGAUCCAUACGGAGGCGAAGGAGUUCUCGAGCGGAAAUUCAAGAAAACCCAGGCCGAGGGACAGGACGAAACGGUCGCGGAGACCACCCAGGUCAGUGAAGCUGAGUAUGAAGCUGCCGAGGACGCCGCCGUCGGAGAUGCAUACGAGCCGGCCGCUACAUGGGAAGGAAUCCCACAUAUCGGACAUUUGGGAAGAUGGACAGACCUCCCUCCUUCGGAGGCUGAUAGCUACGACUCGUUCAUGCUCAAGAAGAAACUCACCAAGAAGCAUCACUUGCAUCUGGCCGCCCACCAGGCUGCGGUUGAAAUCUGCCUGCUGCACUCGUUGAACAAGCCGUUGACAAGCGCCUGUAAGGUUUUGGAUCACGACAAAUCCGUCUACGAUCUGAUCAGAAAGUGCGAGAUCGAGCCGAAGGAAGCCGGCGAAUUGAAGGAAGCCUUGGUCUAUCCCGAUCAGGAGACACAGAACGCUCUUGAGUACAUCUUUGAACAGAUUGGAGGCCAAACUGAGGCUGCUGCUGUGGGGCAGGAAUCUCUUGAGGCCGACGAGACCACAACGGCGCCAGAAGUUGAUGAGGGUGUUUCUCAAGGUUCGGGUUUGCGGACACCUGAUUCGCCUUUCUUCGAUUUCGGCCAUCUGCGACAGAAGGGCUUUUUGGGACUGCCUUUGAAUGACCCUAUGACUAAAUUUGCCUUCUUGAAAAGAUUCUCUCAGCUGAGCGGUCACUACUUCCCAGACCCCGCUGUCCAUUCCAUCUCGUCGAUCAAGCAAGCCUUGCAGCACAUUCAGACGGCCCUAAACCCCAAGCCCAAAAAGUUGGCCGAGCAUCUCGCGAGCAGCAACCGUCUCCAGAACCUUCCCAAUGUCAAGGUUUUCGCGAAAAGACAGAAGCGCUCUGACAGAGAUGAGGAGCUGGGUCGGAAGAAGGUGAUUGCCCAGGAGCUUCGUGAAAGGGGACUCAUCUAAGAGUUCUACAUUCUAUGCCGGCUUGAAGAGUACUGCUUGUCUUAUAGUUCUUGUAGCAUGUUUUGAGAGACUAUUUUUGUACUAUAGAAAUUCCAAUCCAUCAGGUCACUGAUGUUGUCGCAAUAUAUACACAGCUACUCAAGAUUGUGGUGUUGGUUU